UAGUGUUACCAGAACCCGAUGGACCAGUCACCACACUCACAGAAAAAGUAUAUGUACCCGUUAAAGAACAUCCAGACUUCAACUUCGUCGGAAGGAUCCUCGGCCCGAGAGGCAUGACAGCCAAACAGCUAGAACAAGAAACGGGCUGCAAAAUAAUGGUUAGAGGGAAGGGUUCGAUGAGGGACAAAAAGAAGGAAGAUCAAAACAGAGGAAAACCUAACUGGGAGCACCUCUCAGACGAACUCCACGUACUUCUCACAGUAGAAGAUACAGAAAACAGAGCACAAGUCAAAUUGCAAAGAGCAGUAGAUGAAGUCAAAAAGUUAUUGGUUCCGCAAGCUGAUGGUGAAGAUGAACUGAAAAAAAGACAGUUGAUGGAACUAGCCAUAAUAAACGGAACGUAUAGAGACUCAACAUCGAAGGCAGCAUCUGUAGCAGCCUGCGAUGAGGAAUGGAGGCGGUUGGCUGCCUCCGCGGUAGAAACGCAGCGGCUCCUAUCUCCCGGCAUCCCCGGCCUAACGACGACGCUCAGGACGCAAGGGACGCCUCUCGGAGCGCCGCUCAUCCUCUCCCCCAGGAUGUCCGUCCCGACGACGGCCGCCUCCAUCUUGAACGGCUCCGCUCCCCCCGGCUCUCUGCUCUCGCCCGGGGAUCCCCACGGACUCAUCUACACCCCAUACGCAGACUAUACCAACUACCUGGCCGCUUCCCCCCUCUUGACGGAAUACGCCACUGCGGACCAUUCGGGUGCGGCAGCUGUGGCUGCGAAACAGCGACAGCGUAUGGGACAAAUAAGGGAGCAUCCGUACCAAAGAGCGGGUGCGCUCUCAUAAACCCUAAAUCUGACAAGGCUUUGUGGAGUGCUAACCCCCACGUCACAUCCCUGCGCCACUCCUUCGACUAACGAAAAAAUUCAGAAGCGCCAGUCCACCUUCCAGGGUAGCGGUACGUCUAACAUUACAUCACUAACCUCAAAAAGAACUUUUUUUGUCAUCGUGCAUUUGUGUACUAAAAAAAAGAAUGUCGCGAAUUGUUCACGUAACCUCAUUUUAGAUGUUAAGCGCCUGGAAUAUUAGACGCUUUGUUGUAUGAUUAGAACUGAUCGCAAAAGAUUAGAUAAAUACUUUUAUGAGUAUAUAAUUUCUUCAUUAAUUAGUUUACACAACUCACAAUAACUGUUUAUCAAUAGCUCUUGCAAUUUUUUUCAAAAUAAAUAUCACUCUUGUUAUGAGGAUAUAACUUUUCAGUGCCGUAAAUUUGUAUUGAUCUCACAGAUAAUUUAUCUAUAAACUUCUUUAAGUUUGAAGUUUUUUUCAGGGUGAUGAAAAACUGAAAUCAUGAAAAAUGAUCUCCUAGUAGCAAUUACAUCCGUCAAUUUAUUAAAUUCUUUGUGAUCUAGGAAAAGUUGAUUCACCUGCUCUCAUUGAUUAUCAAAUUGAACAGCAAUUGGGAGUAAUUUUUGAAACCAAUAUUAUUAUUAUUCUCUGCUCAUUCAGCGUUUGGUUUGUUUAUAUAUUCAUCUUGUUUAUUGAAUUUCAUUGAUUUAAAUUUUGUCGAAGGUUCUGUUCUUGUUUUUUGAUCGAUUUAUCAAAGCUUCAUAAUUCCAUGGCGUUUAACAUAUUGAAUAUGACUGGAAAUGAAUCCUAUUUUAAAUUUUUUAAUGAUAAUAAUUUAAUUUCAUUAUUCUAUGUUUUAUUUCCUAAUUUUUAAAAAUAUCGGAUUCAUUUUCAGUCUAAAAAUUGUAGUCAGUAGUUAAGAUAGCAUUUACCUGUUUAAAACAUUAAUUUACUAAUACUUUCAACUGUUUUUUUCUGUGAAGUACAAACCAUUUUUGUGAGUGCCAAAAAAUAUUGAGAUGCAUUGAUGCAUUCCUUGGAAGAUUAAGGAAUUUAUUGAGUGAGUAAUAAAUUCUGCCAGAAAAAUUCAAGAAUUUUAGAAACAGUUGAUAUUCGAAACUUUUCAUUAAAUCUGUACUUAUUGAAUUUUUCUGAGCAGACUUGCGUGCUCUUCGAAGAAUUGGUAAGGUAGGUAAUUUUUUAAGUUACUUAAAAAUAGUUUAUUCAAUGCGAAGCUUGUUCUAAAUUGUUUUACAUGGAGAUUUUUGGAAACGAUAUUUUCAAUUAGUAUUUCAAGUUCAUAAUUUUUUUAAUUGUAUAACAUCAUUUAGAUCAAGACUCCAAAAUUUGAACAAAUUAUUGUCAUUUAGUUUAUAUAAAUCGUAUAAAUAUAAAAAAAUAUAUAUUACUGGUUUGAACAUGAUAUAAAUAUCUUGAAUUGUUUCAUAUAAGUGAUAUAACAAAAAAAAACUCCAUUACCUCAAAUACUUUGAACGUUUCAAAUCAAUAAAUAGAUACUAGCCAUUGAUUCAAGAAUCAUGUAUGUUGUUGCUAGAUACCACCUCGAGUUCUUUAUUAAAAAACAAUCAGUAGAAAUAAUAUUAUUCCAAAGCAAUUGAAAGAUUCAAUUUUCUAAGUGCCUUAUUGGGAUUGUGAAUCAAUUAGUCCUAUCGUGCACAUUAACAUUUAAUGAAAAUAUAUUCAGAAGUUCACACUUUGAUUAGCUCCUUCGAUUUUGAUGAUAGAUAAAGAUGGUUACAGAAGAAUCUCUUGAAACGAGACAAAAGUUAUGCAGUUGUUUGAAAUCAUGAAGACAUUCGCUGGCAGUCAGAUGAGUUUUUUGAAAACUAGUUCAAGAAAAUACUGUUGUAAGUGUGAACAACUGAAUCAUCCAGCACAGUGCCUUAGUCUCGAAGUUAUUUGAGGUG
Leptinotarsa decemlineata (Colorado potato beetle) is the source of this 2764-nucleotide messenger RNA. It is a transcript of the gene how, whose product is annotated as protein held out wings. NCBI's taxonomy places the organism in Eukaryota, Metazoa, Arthropoda, Insecta, Coleoptera, Chrysomelidae. Gene Ontology annotation, cellular component: nucleus. Gene Ontology annotation, molecular function: mRNA binding. The record is from RefSeq and is a predicted model, not a curated record. Gene Ontology annotation, biological process: regulation of mRNA splicing, via spliceosome.